ACAAAAUUGAGCUCUCCCUAAUUUUAUACCUAUCAAAUAUUUGCGUGUUUGUGUUUAAAGAAUUCUGGUUCGUCCUUGAUUUAAUUUCCUGUUUUUCGAUUUAAAUCCAAUAUUUGUUAAGGAUAUGCGAUAACCCCUUAUCAAAAAGUGUUAAUUGCUUCGGGUGACGGUUACGAUUUAAUUUUUUUCGCUUUGGCGGGCAUCUCUCAGCCAAUCACCUUUGAGAGUUUAAAUCUCGCGCAUACGCAACUGCUUUAACGUUUAAAAAGUGACAUCCCAAACAGACAACUGCUACAAUGAACAAAAUUUAAUUGAAUUCCCUAAUUAAUAAACAAAAACUCCUCCUACAUAAUGUUUCUCAGUGAUGUGCUGAAAAAAGAAGAAUGCCGGAACGAAGCACUUCAGGAAUUGCGAAAAUUAGGGAUCAAGUGUAGACCGAAGAAACCCAAACAACAGAAUAUCAAAGCAACUCGUAAAGUCUUCAAAGUUCCUUUAAGAUCUCUCUCGACAGAAACAGUCACUUUAAAAACCGGACAACAAAUUGCUGUUCCGAAACUAGUCCACGAAUUGUGUUCAUUUAUUUUAGCCAAAGUUAGCACUGAGGGGCUGUUUAGAAAGGAGGGCUCCAAAGUUAGACAAAACGAAAUCAAAUUGUUGCUCAAUGGGGGCGGCGCUGUUGAUAGCAAUUAUCACAUUAUCGACGUCGCGGCGCUCUUGAAAAUGUUCCUUAGGGAAUUACCAGAGCCUCUAAUACCUUACGGGUAUCACGAAUUAUUUUUAAGAUGUGCUUUGUUAGAAAAAGGCAAAGUGAGAAAAGAGGCCCUGCUUCUAGCAUGUCUUUUGUUGCCUUUGGAACACCUUAACACUCUGAGUUAUCUACUGCAGUUUUUUUAUGACGUAACGCAACACUCAUUCUCAAAUAAAAUGAACACUUAUAAUCUUGCUAUAGUCAUAAGUCCUGCAAUUUUUCCCAUUGAAGAAAAAUUGACACCAUAUAACAUGCAAAUGAGGACUGCGAAAUUUUGUGAUAUUGUGCAGAUUUUGAUAGAAAAUGCACCAGAAGUAGGAAUUUUACCAGAGGGCAUUAUCGAACGUUUAGGAUCGAAUUCAAGUGUGGAUUUGAAGAAGAAAAAACGGCGAAGUGGAUCUCUGACAAGGAUGUUCAAUGGCCUUAAAAAGAUAGUUGGAGGAAAAUCGGAAGAAAAUCACAAUGUGGUUACCCCAGACUUGUUAUUAACUCCUAUUAACAAUAAUGUGGUGAAAAGACGACGAAUUCACUCGAACGGAAUUUCGAAUAAAAAAAAGAAGGAACUGUUGAAUAAAUUACCUGACAAUGUUUUGUUAAAUACGCCUUUUACACCAUGUCGCACUCCAGUUAGCAUGGAUUUGAGUGGAACACACGAAAAUCAGUUGAAAGAAACGAAUGACUUAAUCAAGGAGAAAAAGUGGUUUUCUCGGAGCCGAAGCGUAAAAAAUCUAAAACACGAAACUGAAAGUAAACCAUCAAACACAAAAGCUUUAUUAGAGCGUCGUUGGUCGGCAAUAACUCAACCCAACAACCUUAAAAAGACCAAAAAGCGCAAUUCCUUUGCCGCAACAUCGAAAAAAGACGAACCUGACUAUAUUCGAGUUCCGAAAACCGAAUACGAAGCAAUCAAAAAUCGAGUUUCCGCAAUGGAACGCCAAAUUUCACAAGAACUGGAAAACGUGCAAUCACGAAACGAAAAUAAUGAACAAGUUGAUUUAAAUAUUCAAAAUGUUCAAACUGCGUAUGAACAAACUUUAGUCCAGUCAAAAUUAAGUCCGACCACUGACCACUUGGCGAAGAGAUUGAGUCGAGAGUUGAAAAUUCGAAGAAGUGCCGAACAGAAAAUUAUUCGAUCUCCCAGUGCUCGAAAAAUUGGGAGUAUGAGAAGAAAAUCCCUGGAGAAAAAUAAUGUCAAGUUGGGGCGUCACCAGUCGUGGCAUGUUGCCACACCUAGGGUUAGUUUGCGUAGGGGGAAACCCAACACAGUAAUGACAGGUCUACCAACUUUGGACCAUAAAGAAAUCAAAAGGACGCGCUCUUCAUCAGUCGGCGAGCAAAUUACAAGAAAUGUUUCUUGUAAUUUAUCUGGGAGCUCGAAUGAUACUUGGGUGAGCGCUGAGGGCUUUUUUGACACCUUGAAAUCGAACAACGACUCCUCGCUUAACGGAAGAGCUUCUUUGGCUCGUCUCAGGAGCCAAAACGCUGGAAUGGUCCUCGCUAAAGCCAAACUCUUUGAUAAAUUAACCGACUCGGACAGUUCGGGCUCGAAUAGGAGUCUCCCGAGGGUUAAAACCGGAACAAAAAUCGGCUCUUGUAGAGUCGCCGAUUCGCAUUUAUCAUACAGAGUGAGAAGUUUGAAGUAUGAGGAGAGAAAAAUUGGAAAGAAGAGUAUGUCGCCGCGAAAACGUUACGGAAAUUUGACGCAGAGACAAAAGUUGCAGAUUGCGAAAACUUGUUUGGAGAAAAGUAGUGAUAAGGAAAAUAUUCCUGAUGGUUUUGAAAUAGCGAAAGACUGUAGUAACCAAAAAUUUGCGUCGCCGAAUUAUUCGACACCGAGAGUGCCCCCACAUAUCAAGAAGUCGCUUUAUGUGAGGUCCCCGAAGAGGUUGUGUCGGACACCGGGUGGGGCGGACCGGAGCACACCGCUCAGGGUUUUGAUUAAUUAGAAUUUUUCAACAUCAAAAUUAUUGGAUAUUAUAUAUUUUUGCCUUAAUUAUGAUUAGUAAAAUGACCCAGUUGCUUAAGAAUAUAGUGAAACAGUCUUGCGACUGCUUUUAUACUUUUUGUGAAUUGUAUAUUCGUUUUUAAAUAAAUAAAACUGAAAGUUU
This is a messenger RNA of Tribolium madens (black flour beetle), 2856 nucleotides long. RefSeq names its product rho GTPase-activating protein gacJJ-like. Bases 352 to 2694 code for a protein of 780 amino acids. Gene Ontology annotation, biological process: signal transduction. NCBI's taxonomy places the organism in Eukaryota, Metazoa, Arthropoda, Insecta, Coleoptera, Tenebrionidae. The transcript is spliced from 9 exons. The record is from RefSeq and is a predicted model, not a curated record.